CUAUAAAGCAGCCGAGAGACACAGGAGGUCUGUCACAUGUGCACGGGGUGCUCGUGCAAAAAAGACUUGACAAACUGAAGAGUGGCUUUAAACGCUCGACACCACAGACGUAGGUUUCAUUGUUCGGAUUACUUUCCAGUGGGUGCCAGACGAGAUUGAUUGGACAGACGCUCGAGAAGACCCGGAUGCAUGGUGCUGCUGGCAAGUCCUGACGUCAUGCCGUCUGCUGGGACCUCGCCACGUGACCCUCACGCCAGUUAUCCCCUAACAAUGGGAACACCCCCUGCCACCUUGUCCAGCCAGUCACCUAACCACCAAUGGGACAUCAACGACAGUACUUUGCCACUGCCCGAGAAAUUCGACAAGUUCCAGCCAUGGCCACACGGUCACUGCCGGUACAUCUACAGCCCGCAACAGGAAGAUGGCCGGCGCCACGUCAGCGGCUGGGCCAUGCGGAACACCAACAACCACAACGCCCUCAUCCUCAAAAAGUCAUGCCUUGGUGUCCUCGUCUGCUCCCAGGACUGCCUCCUGGAGAACGGAGAGAAAGUUCACCUCAGACCCGCCAUUUGCGACAAGGCACGACGGAAGCAAAUCAGCAAGCCAUGUCCAAAUCCAAACUGCCCUGGAACUCUAGAGCUGCUGGCUUGUCGAGGCCACUGUGGAUAUCCGGUGACUCAUUUCUGGCGCCAUUCUCAUGGAGCUAUCUACUUCCAGGCAAAAGGCUAUCACGACCACCCUAGACCGGAAGUGAAGUCAGUAGCUGAAAGCAGACGAGGUGCCGGGGGCGCACGGCAUUACAAGUCCUUCAUGGUAUCAGAAGUGUUUGGCACAGACAGAAAGCGGCAUCUUCUAGGUGACCACGAAGACGCACCUGGAAGAAAGCUGUUCGCUGCUUUACCUGGCGACGAGGUUAUGUGCUCGUGCCCGCCGUUCGAGUGCAUGUGUAACAAAUCCCGCCCAGCGUUCAAAAGCUACCUUCCCGCCUACGACAUGUUCAAGGAGUCGCUGCAGCCGCCCGCCCCCUUCACGCAAAUCAACAUCACCAACGCCUACCCGUCUGGCACAGGUCCGUCUUUGGACCUCUUCUUACACGGCGGCGGCGACAACGGGCGCCCGGCCCGACGAGGAUGCGGUAUGGGGAUGGUGGAGAGCCCUCGGCUUCUGCCCAAUCCAGUCGCCUUCGGUCAGGGCGCUAGGUCGUUUCCGGCCCUGAACGUCCGGUCACCUCUGGCCACUGCCGGCGGCGAGCAGGGCUUCUGCGACAGCCCGCAGUAUCGGCUGCGAGACAACAGCUGCAUAGACAACGCCGUCAGCAGUCUAGGUGGCACAGAAAUGCGGGUUCUGAGGGACACGAACCUGCUGCAACACAGGCCGAGCGAGCUGCUGCCGCAGGCCAGGUUCCCGGGAGAGUCCGUGGGAGACGGCGCCCCACCGCCUCCGCCGCAACCGCUGUUGCUAGAAGACCGCUUCUCCGCCAGCAGUAGCAGCACCACGGCUGGUUUUUUAUCGUCCUCAGCGGAAACCCUCUUCGGAAGCUUGUCCAGGAUGGACGAUCUUUACUCUAUGCCGGGGCUCAAAACGGAGCCUCUUGACUCGCAAGACUCCUUCCCUUGUGCGAGCCAAUCUCAGUCGCCGGAAGCCGGGGGAUCGCAGCAAGGCAGCAGCUUGCUCAAGCCACAUGCGCCGGACGGAACGAGACCAGUGGGACCAACAGACGAAGACAGCCUCUUUGCCAACAGCUCGUGCGCCAAGGGCGGCACGCCGUCUUUGUCCAGCCCUCAACUGCUGGGCUCGCAGACACCAGAUAGUCUCCUGGACACGUCACACGCUGACGCCUGCGGGUUGCUGAGCUCCAGCCACACACCCACCACCCCGACGCAGUUCGGCAAAAAGUUUGAGGAGCUGAGGCCGGUGCCGCAGAGGCAGUUUCCGGGAGACCACGGGCCCAGAUCGGCCUUUGACCUUUUACACAACACUAUUUUCUUUCGAGACGACUUACCCAACCCUGGCGCUUCGGCCACAAGAAUGAGGGAGCCGUCAACGAGCAUCAUACCCUACGGACAACAGUACGCAGGCACGAGUACACCGCAGAUGCACAUGCGAACGGACACCCAGAUGGCGACAUGUCCGGCUUCGAAUGACAGCAGUGGCGCCUGGUACGGUCGUUGCCCGACCGAGUGUUUUCAGCAUACUCAAGCGACACAGUCCUAUUCUAAUCUGUACAAACAGGCCUGCAACCACAGCAUUAACAUAACAUUGACUUAUAAUUAACACCGGAAAGGAAAUCCUAAUAAGGAACUAUUUCAAGGAAUUCCUUUUGUAAAACUGUACUUAAAAUUCGUUGAUCACACUUGUCAAUAUAAAAUAUAUAGUGUAUUUAAUAAUGUAGUAUAUAUAAUUUAUGAUAUGUUAAACAAUGUAUUAUACAAUAUAUACUGUAUAAUAUAUAAUAUAUGAGGGAAGCAAAUGGCAGGCUGAUGACCGGAUGAGUAUGAGGUCGCUUCAGUAAAACUGACAUCGACACGGAAGGCCUUUUAAAGAUGUCACUUUAUUGCUGUUUGUACAGACGUGUAAAUUUAGUCUUACAAAGUUUAUUCCAGUUUAUAAAUUGUCAGAUUUGUAAACUGGCUAAAUAUAUGUGCAUAUACUUAUGUAUAGGGAGGUGGAAAAGGCCGGUUCGUUGAACUAACGUUGAGAAAGGACAAACGGAGCAGUAAGACAAGCGACAAUGUUGCACUUCUUUUAAUUGUUUUUUCAUUCGGCAGAUGUAAUAUGCGACAUCUUUAGGCGAUUGGCCUAAAUUUAGAAAAAAGACUUUGAAAAGUCAGCAGCCGAUUGUUGCCUACCAUGACCACAGUUGCCUUGCGCAUAGAUGGCGUCUGAGGCGUUUUGGCCCAGAAGCCACACCAUACACUGACGCUGUAAUAAAGUUACACACAGGUUUGAAAGUAAUCAGUAUUCGUGACGAAGGUUUUAUUUUUUGUUACUGUUUUUUAAUAUCUAUUUUUUUUUUUUUUUUUGCCAGUUCGGAAAUUGGACGAGAGACACUUCUGUCGUAUUUGGACAGGCGCUCGCUGGGUUAUCAUCUAUUUCUCACUGGGUUAAAAAAAGUUUCUAACAUUUGCAUAGUUAUGUCUCGAGGAAGCCUAACCUGGAAGACUUGGUGGCAUCAAGUGGGGUUUUGAGUUGCGUAUCUCUGACAGCGCAAGGAUUUAUGAAUAAGUUUCUGAGCGUACGAGGACGGUACGCACAAAAUCGCGCUGCGCGUGCUCUGGAUAGACGAGUGGGUUUUUGAUCUUGUUAUAAGAGGACAUUUGUUUUUAUUACUAUAACAUCGUGGAGAUUUCCGUGAUGUAGAAGAGCGAUUCUAUUGUCUACUCAUGGCUUGCGAAGUAUACGGUGGAGUCAAAUGCCAACCCUGCGUUUACGCACAGCGUAAAGACGAGGUCUAGCAUGUGUACACAUUGGUUUAUCCUGUGUAAACACAUCAUUUCCACCUGUAAUCAGGUUUAACAUGUCUUUAUCACCCAUCAGCACAGUUUGUGUGCGUAAAUACCUCAUUAAAACGUGUGAACGCAAGUUUAUCACGUGUAAGCAUAUUUUUUUAGAACUGUAAAUGCCGAAAUCGUUAACAUAAACGUCUGCUUACUUUUUUCGUAAGCCCACGUGAUCACAAAAACAGUUGGUUAUUUUGUAAUCUGCGUUUUGUACUGUCUUCGGUGCAGUCCAAGACUUCUGAAUCCGUUGUGUCCACAUGUCGGAUGUCCUGGGCUAUUGCCGGUCUUGCUUGAACGACAACUCGACUGACAACUACAACUACUAUUGCAUUCGCAAAUGAGCGUGGACGUCAGCGCGAGUUUUCUUCCUGGUCAAAAAUAGUAAUAGACCAUGAGCAACUUGCGGAUGCGGAUGUUAACGACAUCUUGCGUGAAGGCGGAGAAUAGACAUGAAUGUGAGAAAAAAAAAAAAAUAAGCAAAGCGAUUUUUCGGGGUUGAAAAGAAAGAUACGCACUGAAGACAGAAUUUUGUUUGCUAAGCAACGAUACUGAUAACAAUGUAUUUCAAGGUCUUCAGCACCUUGAAACUUUAUUUUUGGAGCAAAUACUUCCGAGAGUUCCAAGAUUAUAAGUGACUCUCCCAUUUUUGCUUUGAUUUUUUCCAAGUCAUUCAGUUUCUGUUAUGUUUCACAGGAAAUGAUGCCAAGAGAAAGCGCUCAAAGAGGAUGACAGAAUAGAACUUCAGGAAAUAAGCGGAAAACCAUCAAAGGUCGGGCAACAUAAUGAUAGCAGAACACAUUUGUAGCCCUGCCUUCGAAUCCAACAGUAGUGAAAAGACAUCUCAGUAAUAAACAAGCCUUGCCAGCAAAGUCUUUUCACGUCAAACUUUUUUUGCAAAAUCGUGGAAAUGAUUGCGGAGUACUCCAGAUGGCCAUAUCCAACAAAUGGUCAUAAUAUAUUUAUUUCGUUACGUUGGUCCGCCGGAACAAUACCUCAGAAUUAUGUAGUACUCAUAUGACUUCUGUGUUAUAUAUCCUGUGCUCUUUGUGACAAUUUUGUGUACCUUCCAGAUGUUUUCAACCACCAUAUUUGAUCCCGGCCUUCACAUUCCCCUAGCGAUAUGUCCCAAGCAGAAAUGUAACGGGAAAAGAAAGUAAGCUUAUGAGCAAAGACAAUACGAAAAUCUGCAGCCGAUUCUAUCGAGUUGAGAAAUACUCUACCUACAAAACUACAUUUGAAACGCAUCGCCUAGUAUUAUACAACGUCCGCCAAUGAGAGCGAAUCUUCCGGUGUCUCAGCAGCUUUCUGCAAGUAAUGGACACGAUUAUCUGACAAGAUCUUUAUUGGCAAAUGUUUUAUCAGUUUGCAAACACUCUUAGUGCAAUGAUAAAAAUCCGGCUGUAGUAUCGUACUCACCUUACGCCCUCCGCCUCUCGCCCACCACCUCCCGUCCAUCCAGAAAAAGAUAUUGUGACAGUUGUUGUUAGUGUGGAAAUAUUUGUGAUUGAGUUUGGUCUUUCUGCGUCUUGGACAAAGUGUUAGAUAUUGUGUGGUACAACUUGAUUUUUAAAACUACUUUGUCAUCAUCCCGGCGCUUACACCCUAUUUAAAGUGUCAUUGAAGUAAUUUAGACCCUACCAAUCAACAGCCGUCUAGAGGUUAAAAUCCCGCCAAUGAAAGGACGUGUCGACCAUUUCGAUCCCAUAAAGCAAGCACUCUUGUCUUAUUUUAUACACUUUGAGAAAAGCAUGGAUGCCAUAAAAUUGGAUCAUAACUUAGUAGCUGGAAUCCAUUGUUUCCAUAGGUAUUUGUGUCUCUUAAAACGACAGUGGUUGUGGUUCUUAAGUCAGAUACGAAAAUACUGGGAUGAAACUUGCUUUUUUCCCCAAUGUAAGGGCUGUGACACUUCCUUGCAUUUUAAAACAUUGUGUACAGCGGACAAGGCAUCCACAUUACUUGCAUUUAUGAGCAUGAACUCCGAAGUGUUUAUUGUUUCGUUUCUUGGGCGUCAUUUCCAGUGCUUGUUCCCUCGUAACUUGGGCGCAGAUUCCACAAUGUUUGCCAGGAAGUAGGUCUCGGCUACUUAACGUUCACAAGUCUUGAAUGAACAUCUUACCUUCAAUCACUAGCGAUGCUUUAGUCCUGCGCCACCUUCUUCCUGACGUCACACUAUUCCUUCUUUCAUCUUCUUAUAUUUUUGAUGUCUUUCCCGAACGUUCCAACAUCUAACCCACGCGAACCUCGUGGUUCAGUUCAUUUGUGUGGAUCGUGGAUAGUGAUUCUGCGCCUGUUCCCCGGGCGCCCCAAGUUUUAUGCAGGAAUCCCCAUGACUGCCGGCGUUGGUGGCGAAGGACCCGGUCUAAAACACCAACCGUGUUUGGCAAGACGUGAACUAUGCCCUCAACGUGAAUAAUGACUCCUAGUGACCCGAUGUGUCUGGCAAGAUUCACAGUGACCCAUAAUGUUUGCACAUGCCAUCUGUAACCCUAAUGUGUCCGGCAAGACCUGGCGCUGGUUUGCAGCACGUACAUGUCUCGUGACUUUCUCCGCAGAAUCAUGUUGGGGGAGGGAGGGUGACAAAAGGAGCAGGAUGGCAAUCGCGCAUUGUGUUGUAAAGAUUCUUCCUGUAACAUUUGUUGCGAAAGUCUCUCAUUAGAUAAGAAGUACAAAGCUACAGGAGCUUUAAAAGGGUUUGUAAUGGGGGCUUCUUUAUCCAGGAAGGUUAAAAUCUCUCGAAAGGCAAAUUGCAAAAACUGGAAGAGCUUUUCCAACGGUUCGUGGGAGUCCUUAGUAAAAGGUUUGAAACUCAUUUCAUCUUCCCUCCAAGAAGCAUCGAUAAAACCUGGGAUGAAAUGGAUGCGUCUGCCUUCCUCAUGCCACUUUCACCCUCUUAAUAACUGCAAAGCAGAAGGAUUUAUGCGGGGGAUCAGACACGUAUACCUUUUCUACCACUCCCAACUCUCCUUCUCCCUUCUCCUCUGCUGUUCACAACAAACAAUUUGUUCAGUAAUAUGGUAGAAAGGAGAAACACAACAGCAACCCUACCCCAUUCACAAAAAUAUUGAUAUUUGCACACGUUUUGGGAGUAAAGUGAUUAUCUGCACAAAACAAAGCCAGCUGCUUGUGUGUUUAUAAUAUGAUCUUAUUGUUUUAUUGUGUUCGUUGUCAGUUCUUGUUGCCUGAUGAUCACCCUCUCGUGUUACUUAUUCGGCCUAUGGCAAUUGUUACCGUGAGCGAGAAGCUAUGCGCCUCCAUGUUGCUGUAACUCCUGUAUUUUGUCAGCUGUCGGCUCAGUCUGUGAACGUUCAAAGCGCUUUUGUCCAUCUUUAAUGAUCUGUAAUACAGUCUCUCAAAGGCACAAUGUUCCUGGACUCAAGCAUAUGGGGGUCGUACAGAAGCCAUGGCUCACAGCCAUGUCGUUACAGUCUGUAACAUAAUCCAUCGCAGUAUGCUUACAAGAAAACCUUUUACAACAGCGAUGAUGUAAUUAUAAUUUAGUUCAACAGCUGUCCACCUUUUAGCUCAUCAGACACAGUUGUAUAGUUUUACUAUAGAAAUAAUAAAAAAUCAAAAUUUCCCUCAUGAUAAUCUCUUCUAUGGAAUGAGAAAUAAUGUUCCUUUUGUUAUGAGAGCUCUCGUGACUGCGUUGCACUAAGAACUUUUGUUGUUGUUGGUUUUUUUUAAUUAAUUUUUUGUGUGUGCCAACAACAGGUACAGGAUUAAAGAGAUUUAAUAAAAAUAAUCGCAGUGAUCCAGGUGAUCUGGAACCAGCAAUAAGUAAACAGGGUAGUAAAUAUAGCCGUCGGAGCGCACCACGUGACCUUUCGACACUUAAUGGUGCAAAGAUAUAAAAUAUUAUAUUGUAAAAUAUUGAUUUCACUUUCCGCGUGACUAGUUUAUUAGUCCUGUCCACAAAACCAGUGUUGACCAUGGUGCUGAAGAGAGCACUUAUCACAAAGCAAGUUAAUAAUUGUAAUGAGCUCAGUGCAGUAACUUUCAAUGUGCCUUAUACGCAGCUUUAAGCAUUGUGAAAAUGUGGUGUACAGAAAAUAAUAAAUAUGUUUA
Molecule: messenger RNA, 7565 nt
Organism: Pomacea canaliculata
Lineage: Eukaryota; Metazoa; Mollusca; Gastropoda; Architaenioglossa; Ampullariidae
Exons: 6
Coding region: 190-2274 (694 amino acids)
Biological process (GO): gliogenesis; regulation of transcription by RNA polymerase II
Cellular component (GO): nucleus
Molecular function (GO): DNA-binding transcription activator activity, RNA polymerase II-specific; RNA polymerase II cis-regulatory region sequence-specific DNA binding
Source: RefSeq, a predicted model, not a curated record